Molecule: messenger RNA, 951 nt
Organism: Hibiscus syriacus
Lineage: Eukaryota; Viridiplantae; Streptophyta; Magnoliopsida; Malvales; Malvaceae
Product: ras-related protein Rab11C-like
Exons: 4
Coding region: 137-454 (105 amino acids)
Cellular component (GO): endosome
Molecular function (GO): GTP binding; GTPase activity
Source: RefSeq, a predicted model, not a curated record
CCCAUUUUUUCAAUGCAUCUAUUUUCUUUUUACCCCCAAAAUUAUCUGAUUUUCACUUUGAUAAUUUUCUCUUCUCGAUCUAUCCACUCCAGGUCUGAGAGAGAAGAGAUAAAAAUAUAGAGAAAAGGAGGGUAAAAUGGCGCAUAGAGUAGAUCACGAGUACGAUUACCUUUUUAAGAUUGUGUUGAUCGGCGAUUCUGGAGUUGGAAAAUCAAAUAUUCUCUCUAGGUUCACCAGAAACGAGUUUUAUUUGGAAUCUAAAUCCACUAUUGGCGUCGAGUUCGCUACUAGGACCCUCCAGGUUGAGGGAAAGACGGUUAAGGCACAUAUUUGGGAUACAGCAGGACAGGAGAGAUAUCGAGCUAUUACUAGUGCUUACUACAGAGGAGCUGUUGGUGCACUUCUGGUCUAUGACAUAACGAAGAGGCAAACCUUUGAUAAUGUUCAAAGGUAGCUUCGCGAAUUGAGGGACCAUGCUGAUUCUAACAUUGUCAUCAUGAUGGCCGGAAAUAAAUCUGACUUGAAUCAUCUCUGAGCUGUUUCUGAGGAGGAUGGUCGUGCUCUGGAAGCAACCAACAUUGAGAAGGCAUUCCAUACUAUAUUGAAUGAAAUCUACCAUAUCAUUAGCAAAGAGGCAUUGGCAGCACAGGAAGCAGCAGCUAGUACCGCAAUUCCUGGCCAAGGACUACCAUCAAUGUCAACGAUACAUCAGGAAACAUUAAGAAAGGAUGCUGUUCUACUUAAAUGGGUGACAGGUUAUAUUUGAGAAUGUAAACAAAUAUUUGCUAUGAAGUAGACCCUUAUUUGGUUUUUGUCAAUUUUUGGCCGAGGGAGAGACGCACACACAUGUAGAAUACAUAUUCAUUUACUUAGUUGUGAUAAGAAAGCUUGUGAUAUUUUGAACAACCAUGCAUUUGUUAGUAACAAUUAAAUGAAAAAGCCUGGUUUUAC